AUGCUCUACAUCGGGCAAUACAACCUGACUAUGAAUGACCGGCUCUGGUCACGACUUUUGUACGAGAAAAUCGCGCAUGAUGUAUCCAGUCACGAAAGCAUGUCACGGAUCUUAUCGCGCUUACGGUCGCUGUCGACUGCACAAUGCUGCGCAGAAGACUGUGCCCAGGCUAUAAGUACUGCCUUGAUCUCAUACAAGGGCCGCGCUUGGGUUGCACAGAAUCUGAAAAGUGUCAUGCAUUGGGCUGAAAGUAUGGAUGAUUUUGGCAUCAUGGUGUUAGGCGCCUGGCUUGGCUUGAGGGACCUUGUAAGGGUGCUUCUGGGCAACGGAGUACUGGGUGAUAAGAGUCACGAAUACCUUGGCAGUGCCAUGUAUGCUGCUGCAUUCAAUAAUGAUGAGCUCCUGGUAGAGCUCCUCCUGGACCACGGUGCUGGUGCUUGGAAGAUGGACGGUGUUUAUGGCGAUGCCUUACAACUCGCAGCCUAUAAGGGGUCAAAGACCGUAGCACGACGUCUUUUGGAAACCCGCGUAUCUAAAGAGGCAUCUCCCAACACUUACGGGUAUGGACCAUAUGGUAGCCCUCUGGGAGCGGCGGCUGCAGCGGGACAUGACGAUAUUGUUCGACUCUGUCUGAAAUGGCAUAGGGAUCCAAGACAGCUAGGUCCUCAUCUACGGACUCCAUUAUUCUACGCAGCAAGAAGCGGAAGGGCCGGAGCUGCUAAGAUACUCUUAGACGGUGGGGAGAUGAGACCUAAUUUAGAUGAUGACUUCAACGAUACCCCAUUGAGUGUCGCUGUGGAGUAUAAUCACGAAGACGUUGUUUCUGUACUCCUGAGCAGCGACAAAGUUAGAGCCGAUUACCCAGGAGUACAACAUGGCAAGCUGACCCCACUCCAGACCGCGGUCGUAAAAGGGUACACGAAUAUCGUCCGGAUGCUCUUACCUCGUUGUCAUGUUGAAGUCGGAGAACAGGAGGAUAAGAAAUCUCCAAUCAUCAUGGCUGCGCUGAAAGGCAAUACGGAGAUAGUGAACCUGUUCCUUACAAAGGAUAAAGCCCCCUAUGUACAACAUUUUCUUCCAUGGGUGGCGUCUCGCGGCCUUACUAAGAUGGUCAAACUGGCAUUGGACUCACAGAUACUCGAUCCAAAUAGCCAUGAUGCGGAGUUCAGGACCGCUCUACAUCAUUCAGUAGGCCGGCGUCAUUACGACCUGGUAAAACUCCUGCUUCAGCACAACGACACGAGUCCAAAUCGCGAGGAUCGCAAAGGCCGAACUCCACUGAUACUCGCAAUAGAGAGCGGAGACCAAUUCCUAUUCCGCCUUCUGUUAGACGAUCCAAGGACGUGUAUCGGCAUUAGCAAUUUUGAGGGCAUGACCCCACUUCAUGUUGCAUGUAAACACGGAUUAUCAACUUUCGUGGCAAGUAUACUGGCCCGAGAAGAUGUGAACGUAAACGCCCUAGACGAGCACAGGAAAACACCAUUCUAUCAUGCCGUUGUCUCCAAAAGCGCAGACACAAUACAAUUAAUGCUCGAAAACGAGAACACUGAUCCUAAUCAGCCAGAUAACAACCAAGGGGAGACACCCCUGUAUAUAGCGGUCAGGGACGGUCGCUGCGAGCUAGCUAUGAUGCUUAUCCAGAGAUACAAUGCAUGCCCGAACUGCUGGUGUGUCGAAUACCUAGCAACGCCGUUAAUGAUCGCGGCUGUUCGCGGUGAUCUUGACCUCAUGUCUGUCUUAUUAGAAAAGACACUGGAUAUAAACGUACCGAACAACCGUGGACGCACUGCGCUUGGUAUUGCAGCAUCCCACGCGCAAGCAGAAGCUGCACUCAUGCUUCUUCAGCAUCCCGAUAUCGACGUACAUCAUCAGGCCGUAGACGGGACGACGGUUUUCUUAAUGGCGGCUCGUGGAGGCCAUCUGGACAUUCUGAUAGAUCUGUUAGCCAAGGGUGCUCAUCCCGGUAUUGCCAACUCUAUGGGAGAGACACCUAUCUACGUCGCUUCAGAGAAUGGCCACUAUGAGGCUGUUAUGCUGCUACUAGAGCGGGCCGAUGUGUUCCCCGAUCAACCCACAUAUUACCAUGAAACGCCAUUGUCAGUGGCGGCCCGCAGGGGGUACGUAAGUAUAGUGCGCCUGUUACUCGAACAAGGGGGUGUAGAUUUCAAUCCGGACUGUCCGUGGUCUCAGAAACUGCUCUCCAUGGUCAAUAAGUCGACCAUUAUGGAACUUCUACUGGAUGCUAGUGAGAGAUUCGUGGAGGUGCCCUAA
Messenger RNA from Aspergillus oryzae RIB40, 2271 nucleotides. Its product is annotated as ankyrin repeat domain-containing protein. NCBI's taxonomy places the organism in Eukaryota, Fungi, Ascomycota, Eurotiomycetes, Eurotiales, Aspergillaceae. Gene Ontology annotation, molecular function: protein binding. Bases 1 to 2271 code for a protein of 756 amino acids. The transcript has a single exon. The record is from RefSeq and is a predicted model, not a curated record.